Molecule: messenger RNA, 905 nt
Organism: Spizellomyces punctatus DAOM BR117
Lineage: Eukaryota; Fungi; Chytridiomycota; Chytridiomycetes; Spizellomycetales; Spizellomycetaceae
Exons: 1
Coding region: 71-634 (187 amino acids)
Biological process (GO): exon-exon junction complex disassembly
Cellular component (GO): exon-exon junction complex; cytoplasm
Molecular function (GO): RNA binding
Source: RefSeq, a predicted model, not a curated record
GCUGGUCACCACGAUCAAAACGGGGAAGAUCUCCAAAUCUUAUUCUCACUACGCACAAAAAGCAUAAAGCAUGUCCAUCCCACCGGUAUCAGGAAUCCGCGAGUCUCAAUCCGGCGAUCGUGUAAUACCCGCAACCCGCCGUCCAGAUGGCUCUGUUCGCAAGGAGCGCAAAGUUCGUCCUGGCUAUGUUCCUCAGGAGGACGUUUCCAGAUAUACAAACGCCAAGGUUGAGGCCACCCGUGUUCCAGAGGGAUAUGUGCCUGGUAUAGGAGUGGUUCAGCCAUCGGAAGCAUCGACCGUAACAAGCAAAUCAGCAAAGAAGAAUGCCAAACGAAGAGCAAAGAAAGCAGGCGAAAAGGACCAGCAAGACGGGCCCGCAGAGAAGGUCACCACGACACCCGAUAGCAAGGCGCUGUCUGAUACUCCGGCAAAGACACAAGCAACAGCCCCUGUGGAUAUAGAAAAGAAACUCAAAAACCUACGAAAGAAACUACGGCAAAUUGAAGAGCUGCAGGAAAAGCAGGCAAAGGGGGGGAAUUUAAUUCAAGAGCAAAGAGACAAGUUGUCUGGGAAGAAGGACGUGGAGAAAGAAAUAGCAGAGCUGGAGCAAAGCUUGAAGGGAUUUCACGUAUGAUGGUUUGCAUUAAUCAUGACGGGAGGACGGCGUAGAUACUGUGCAUAGGGCUGUAUAGCUGUCUACAAUCGUGGUGCGCUGGGGCCAGUCACGAUCGACUUGUCCAGAUGUACUUUACUCCAGAAGCCUGAAUCUGAUUGGACACGGGCCGAUUUUUGGACAAGACUAGAUUCGCAGGCAUAGAUCUUAUGCUGGCUGUUACUUCCGGUGCUGGGUAUUGUAUACUAUUUACGCACUAUCCUCUUCAAUUUGAUUGGUCAUCUGUCGUAUA